GUCACAGCACGACUAGUCUACAGCACGACUAGUCUACAGCACGACUAGUCUACAGCACGACUAGUCUACAGCACGACUAGUCUACAGCACGACUAGUCUACAGCACGACUAGUCUACAGCACGACUAGUCUACAGCACGACUAGCAACUACAACACCACCACGACUAGUCUACAGCACCACGCCCAGCGACUACAACACCACGACUAGCAACUACAACACCACAACUAGACUACACCACCACGACUAGUCUACAGCACCACGCCGAGCGACUACAACACCACGACUAGUCUACACCACCACAACUAGUCUACAACACCACGCCGAGCGACUACAACACCACAACUAGUCUACAGCACCACGCCGAGCGAUUACAACACCACCACUAGUCUACACCACCAACAGACGAGAGACUACGACAACAGCAGCAGCGGCAGCAUGUCCAAGAGGCGCGUGCGCUGGAUCGCCGAGCUCGCGGAGCGCGUGCGCGAGGUGUGGGCCGUGUCGCGGCGGCAGCCCGACAGCGUCCGCCACGCGCUCGACCCCUCCACGAUGCGGCGGCCCCACACGGGCCGGCGGCUCCCGGCGCGCGCCUGGGCGGACGCGGCGCGCGAGUCGCGGCUGCCCGCGCUGCUGGGCGCGGCGCGGCGCACGGGCCUCGGCCGCCUCGCCACGCGCGCCUCGUGGGCGGCGCUGCGCGGGGACGGCGCCGCGUGCUGCUGGCGCGUGACGGCGGUGCGCCUCGACUACACGGCCAGCGAUCUGGACCAUGGGAAAGCGUGGGGCGUCCUCACCUUCCAGGGCAAGACCGAGGGAGAGGCCCGCGAGAUCGAGCAGGCCAUGUACCACGACUGGCGGCUCAUCCCGCGGCACGAGGAGGCGGCCUUCAUGGCGAGAUGCGUCCCGGCCCCCCAGGAGGAGGACACGGGCCCCCGGCUGGUCCCCUUCCCGCCGCUGCUGCGAGCCAUGGUCCUCGCGCGCGCUGCCAAGGAGGGUCGCGAGCAGAGCGAGCCGAUGCUCGAUCUCGCUUUGGUGUCGCUCGGCAAGCAGCUGCAGCAGCAGAGGGAGGCCAGGUUGAAAGGCAGAUGCCUGUAGGUAGGCGAGGAGCGUCGUCAAAUGUGUAGGCAUUUUUUAGUUCAUCAACGUCAUGGUCUUGCCUGAAUAUUUGUGAUUUCCACGAGCCCUCUGGUUAAACGUAUGUACUGGAUGUCCUCUGAUCUGGAAAAUAGUCUGGUGUAAUAUUUUUUAAUGAACAAACGUCAAUGUUCCUGAGCCUUCUGGUAUAAUAGUAAUAAUGUGUGCUUAUAUGUAUGUGCUUGGAAUGGUUCAAAAUAGGGACAUGUUGCACCUAUGUAAUAUACUUUACACUUGAAUAAAUAGUAACUGAGAAACUGAUGUCUUAAUAGUAUUGUGUUCAUUAGCUGAUCUCACACGUCGGCAUGUGUGGUCAGCCUGAGUGAUGAUGUGAUAUAAUCUGCCAGUAGGUGGUAGUGUUUGCUUGUUUCAUUGAUGUGUGUGGUACUGUGUUUAGUCGUUUUCAUUCCUUAAUACUCUAAAAA
This is a messenger RNA of Lethenteron reissneri (Far Eastern brook lamprey), 1557 nucleotides long. RefSeq names its product mitochondrial ribosomal protein S34 (gene MRPS34). Gene Ontology annotation, cellular component: mitochondrion. Lineage: Eukaryota; Metazoa; Chordata; Hyperoartia; Petromyzontiformes; Petromyzontidae. The record is from RefSeq and is a predicted model, not a curated record. Gene Ontology annotation, molecular function: structural constituent of ribosome.